UCUUUGUUUUAUUAAGACCCCGACACCUACCGUCGAAAGCGAGAAACAGAGCAUCAUGCGAGCUGAGCUGAGCUCACAUCACAAGCAAGAAACAGAGCAAACAAAGCUUAGGGAGGCUUGUCUUAGAUUUCAUCGCAUAGCUUCAUAUAUUCCACCACGCUGUCGAUCGAAGCACAUCCGCAACCAGUCGAGACAAGAUGACCACGAAGGAGCCGAUCCCGCUGCUGACGCCGCACAGGAUGGGGAGGUUCGAGCUCUCCCACCGGGUGGUGCUCGCGCCGCUCACGCGGUGCCGCUCCUACGGCAACGUGCCGCAACCGCACGCGGUGCUGCACUACUCGCAGCGGGCGACAAUGGGCGGCCUGCUCAUCGCCGAGGCCACCGGCGUCUCCGCCACCGCGCAGGGGUUCCCUGAUACCCCUGGCAUCUGGACGCAGCAGCAGGUCAACGCUUGGAAACCCAUCGUCGAUGCCGUCCACUCCAAGGGCGCUCUGUUUUUCUGCCAGAUUUGGCACGCCGGAAGGGUCUCCACAAACGAUUUCCAGCCGGAUGGGCAUCCGCCGAUCUCCAGCACGGACAAGCAGAUAGCGCCUGAUGCUGAGUCCGGCACGGUCUACUCCAAGCCUCGACGGCUUCAGACAGAUGAGAUAUCGUUGAUCGUAGAUGACUUUAGACGAGCCGCUGCGAAUGUCAUUGAAGCGGGGUUCGAUGGUGUGGAGAUCCACGGAGCACAUGGGUUUCUCUUGGAGCAGUUCAUGAAAGAUAGCUCAAACGACCGUACUGACGGGUAUGGUGGCAGCCUUGAGAACCGAUGCCGCUUUGCCGUGGAGGUGAUUGAUGCUAUCGUCCACGAGAUCGGUGCGGAUCGUGUGGGAAUCAGAUUGUCUCCAUUCGCUGACUACAUGGAUUGCUUCGACUGUAAUCCGCAUGAGCUUGGUAUCUACAUGGUACAACAGCUCAAUAAGCACAAAGAUUUUCUUUACUGCCACAUGGUAGAGCCUCACAUGACCACUGUGGAUGGUCGCAUACAGAUACCCCGUGCACUAUUGCCCUUUAGAAAAGCAUUUAACGGCACUUUUAUUGCUGCCGGAGGGUAUGAUCGAGAGGAAGGAAACAAAGUGGUGAAUGAUGGUUAUACUGAUCUCGUUGCCUAUGGAAGGCUAUUUCUUGCAAAUCCGGAUUUGCCAAAGAGAUUCGAGCUAGAUGUCCCCUUGAACAGGUAUGACCGGUCCACCUUCUACACACAGGAUCCUGUCAUCGGUUACACGGAUUAUCCUUUCCUUGAUGGCUCAAAUGCAGAGUAGUUCAUUCACCCAAAUUCAAUUACUGAUGUGCUUCGUUAAUAUAGUAUGCGAUCAUUUAUUCAAUUUGUGAGUUCGCGUGCAUGUGCAUUUUAUCAUUUUCACACACAAAAAAAUUGUUUUCCAAUGUAAUGUCAUUAUAUACAUAUCUUCAUCUUGUGACAAAUUUUCCUACGUAUUUGUUUUUAUUUCGUAACAAAUGUGGAUUCAAAUUGUUCUUCAUUUAAAAAAUAAAUGGGAGAGAUAUGUGGUUGCAGUAUGUAAUGAUUUCGCUCACUCAUUCAAAUUGUUCUUCAUUAUUUAGGUUCUUGAA
This is a messenger RNA of Hordeum vulgare subsp. vulgare (domesticated barley), 1614 nucleotides long. Its product is annotated as 12-oxophytodienoate reductase 1-like. The record is from RefSeq and is a predicted model, not a curated record. NCBI's taxonomy places the organism in Eukaryota, Viridiplantae, Streptophyta, Magnoliopsida, Poales, Poaceae. Gene Ontology annotation, molecular function: FMN binding; oxidoreductase activity. The transcript has 2 exons. Gene Ontology annotation, biological process: jasmonic acid biosynthetic process; oxylipin biosynthetic process. Bases 198 to 1304 code for a protein of 368 amino acids.